CAAAAAUAAUGCUUCAUUGAUUAACCUGUAUACCUAAUAUAGCUGAUGUUAUAUCUUAUAUCGUAUAUUCUUACUAUCGUGAAUCGUGAUGUCGAUAGCAGAUUGAAGACGUUUUCGACGAUUCGACGAUUCGACUAUUUCGAGUAUUUCGACUAUUCUGUAGUCACUAGUCACUAGUCAGUACUUAAGUGUUCAGUAGUUACAGACUCACAGCUUACAGGACGCACAGUACAGUAGGAUACCUUCUACCUAGCAAUAAGUUUGAUUAUUGUUCAUAUUUAAGCGGGUCUUGCAUUGAAUUAUUAAUUUAAAAUGGCUAGUGAAGAAUACACUGGUAAACCAUACAAAAUAAUUGAUUCAAAACGUGAACACAAAAUUGGUAUUGUAGCAACUUCAUUGUCUGAUUUUAUGACUAAAGCUCAACAAAAACUUAAUAUAAAUGAAAAUGAACCCAUUAAAGUUGUUCUUGAAUCUGAUGGCACUGAAAUUGAUGAAGAAGACUAUUUUGAMACAUUGGAAACGAACACAUUAAUUAUGAUUUUAAAAUCUGACCAAAAAUGGGCCCCAUAUGAUAUAAGGUAUACCAAAUUAUUAAUAUUUUUAUUUUAUUUCAAUGUAUAAGUGGUGGAAUAU
Messenger RNA from Diuraphis noxia (Russian wheat aphid), 633 nucleotides. Its product is annotated as DNA fragmentation factor subunit alpha-like. Gene Ontology annotation, biological process: apoptotic process; regulation of apoptotic process. The record is from RefSeq and is a predicted model, not a curated record. NCBI's taxonomy places the organism in Eukaryota, Metazoa, Arthropoda, Insecta, Hemiptera, Aphididae.